UGCAUUCGUGUUCGGUAUGGUCGGUAGGCGGUGAAGUACUCAGGCGAGAGCGAAGUCGAUAAGAGUGUAGCCGAAAGGCUCCAGAAGCACAGGAUACGGCAUGGAGGCAGCAACAGCGGUAGAGGGGUUCCUGGCACCGGCCAGACCACGCGCCGACACACGUUCGUCUUGCCUCAGCAGUCACGAUGGAGACGCAGAACAACAACAAGAAGAAACAGGUAAGCCUCUGCGAGGGGCGUUAUCGCGCUGGCUGCACACUUUCAAGACCGGUGUCCUGGUAUGCUUGCUCAUCGCCUGUGUGGUGAUUAUGAGCUUUAUAAAAGAAGGCGAAACUACGUGGACGUCUCUUCGUCUCAACGACUCUUAUUAUCUUCCGCUGGAGGCAAGUUGGACUGCUGCGCGGGUUUCCCUACGUGGCCCCUUCUUGCCGCAGUCACUGCUGAAUACCACUGGUCUGAUCGCUGCUGCCAUGUCCCUGAAACUGAAUGGGACUCUAAUCGCGAAGCCGUUCCGUCUGCCAGCGGGUCUUCCCGCUCACGACCUGCCUAUGACGAGGGUUGAUAAAGUAUUUCAGCUGGCUCAGCACGGGAGCCCUCUUGUCCUGGAGCUGUACCCCGAAGGCGAGGGUCCCUUGGAGCUGGAGUUGGCCAUUGCUCCACUGCGGGACCGCGAAGGAAUGAUCCUUGCUGCUGCUUUACUCGUUGGACUCUACGUGCUCAUUAUAUUUGAGCUGGUUCACCGUACGUUGGCGGCAUUGGUGGGUGCAACAUUAGCCGUGACAGCCUUGUCUCUCGUUGGGGAGCGACCUAGUUUGGACCGCGUUGUGUCCUGGUUGGAUGUGGAGACGCUCAGCUUGCUCUUCGGCAUGAUGGUGCUCGUGGCCAUUCUCUGCGAGACGGGGGUCUUCGAUGCGACCGCCGUUUUGGCAUACAGAGUAGCACGCGGUCGCGUCUGGAGCGUGUUAUUAGUCCUGUGUCUGAUAUCCGGCGCAACAUCUGCUUUCUUGGAUAACGUUACCACAAUUCUAUUGAUGACCCCUGUCACUAUCAAGUUGUGCGAAGUAAUGGGACUGGAUCCUAAGCACGUGCUUAUCUUAAUGGUAGUCUACUCCAACAUUGGCGGAGCAGCCACCCCAGUUGGGGACCCUCCGAAUGUAAUUAUAAUAUCCAACCCUAAGGUGCAAUCUCUGGGCAUAAACUUCGCUUCGUUCACUCUGCACAUGCUUCCUGCCGUCCUGCUCAGCGCUUUAGCGACUUGGCUGUAUGUCCGUUUCUGGUGCUACCGGGAUCCUGCGCAGCUGCGCUUCAAAGAUCCUCCGGAGUUUGUUGGGAUCCAGCACGAAAUUGACGUGUGGCGGAAAGCGGUGUGCUCUCUGUCCGAGUACUCGCGGGACGAGAGCCAUGUCCGGGAACUGCUCAGCAAGAAAGUUCGCCGCCUGGAAAGGCAACAGAGUCGCAGGACCACAGCGCUGCAUACCUCAGACGACCACUUCCGCGAAAACCUUCGCUUGCUCAGCGACAAGUACCACAUCCGCAACCGUGCUUUGCUGGUCAAGUCGGGCCUCGUUCUUGGAACGGUCAUUUUACUUUUCUUCGCCCAGACGAUUCCGGGUCUGCAGCUGAGCCUCGGUUGGAUUGCCAUCUUAGGUGCCAUCACGCUUCUCUUGCUGGCUGACCUGGACGAACUGGAAGGCGUUAUCGCCCGCGUCGAGUGGCCCACGCUCAUUUUCUUCGGGGCCUUGUUCGUGGUGAUGGAGGCUCUGAGCGAGCUGAAGCUCCUCUGGUACGUUGGUGAGCAAACGGAAGCGUGGAUCCGUAGCGUGCCGCCAGAAUCCCGGCUCAUUGUUGCCAUCUGUAUCAUCGUCUGGGUGUCUGCUGUUGCGUCUUCGUUCGUGGAUAACAUACCGCUGGCUACGGUCAUGGUGAAAAUCGUUACUGGCCUCGGUAGCGAAGAACUGGGUCUAAGCCUGACGCCCCUGGUGUACGCGCUGGCAUUUGGUUCCUGUCUUGGUGGCAACGGAACUCUAAUCGGAGCCUCUGCCAAUGUCGUCUGCGCCGGAGUGGCUGAACAGCAUGGGUACAAGUUUACCUUCAUGGACUUUUUCAGGGUUGGAUUCCCAGUGAUGCUAAUAACAACGAGCAUCUCUACAGGUUGGCUCCUGAUCUGCCAUGUUCUCCUUCAGUGGGACGACUGACCCUUUUUAUAUUAGUGUUGCACAUUUUACGGCGUCAAGACUUUUACAUCUGCAUCUUGGCCUAUAGGAUUAAAUUAAAUGGUUUUACAACUUU
Ornithodoros turicata is the source of this 2288-nucleotide messenger RNA. RefSeq names its product P protein-like. Gene Ontology annotation, cellular component: membrane. Gene Ontology annotation, biological process: transmembrane transport. The coding region runs from base 101 to 2194 and encodes 697 amino acids. The record is from RefSeq and is a predicted model, not a curated record. The transcript is spliced from 11 exons. NCBI's taxonomy places the organism in Eukaryota, Metazoa, Arthropoda, Arachnida, Ixodida, Argasidae.